CAAGCUUUUCAGGCAUGACCAACAAUAGCAAAGCAACAAAGCUUUGUUAAUGGUGACAAUGACCCUUCUCUUCUCUUCUCUUCUCUUCUCUUGCUUUCUUCAUUACCACAACCUUCUUCAUCACAAGGCAAAAGAAAAGAAACUAUACUUUGGAACCCAAAUAAUGUCUUCCGAUUCUUUUCUUCCUCUCCCCGAAAAUCCCAUCAUUGUGGGGUUUGGUGGGGUUGGAGUGGAUUUUCUGGCAGCAGUGCCAUCUUUUCCUAAGCCUGACGCCAAGAUCAGAACCACUGAAUUCAAGAUCCAAGGUGGUGGAAAUACUGGAAAUGCUAUGACAUGUGCUGCCCGUUUGGGCUUAAAGCCAAGAGUAAUUUCUAAGGUUUCAAAUGACGCUCCAGGUAGGGCUUUGCUGGAGGAACUACAAGCUGAAGGGGUGGAUACCUCUUUUUUUGUGGUUUCACAGGAAGGGACUUCACCAUUUAGCUACAUCAUUAUUGACAGCCAAACGAAAACAAGGACAUGUAUAUUUACUGCAGGAUACCCUCCAAUGGUUCCAGAUGAUCUUCCAUUAGCCAAUUUGUUAUCUGCAUUAGAUGGGGCAAGAGUGGUCUAUUUUGAUGCAAGGAUGCCUGAUAGUGCUCUUGUCAUUGCUCAAGAGGCAUUUCGCCAGAAUAUAUCUAUCUUAAUUGAUGCUGAAAGGCCUAGGGAAGGAUUGAACGAUCUUCUGAAUUUGGCUGAUUAUGUUGUAUGUUCAGAAAAAUUUCCACAGGCCUGGACAGAGGCAUCAUCUAUUUCAAGAGCACUAGUUUCAAUUAUUUUAAGAUUGCCGAGACUUAAAUUUGUGAUAGCAACUUUGGGAAAAGAUGGCUGCAUAAUGCUUGAAAAAUGCGUGGAUGAUGAGGGUUCUAACUUAGAAGAAAUGGAUGUUGAAAGCUGUUUGAUAUCAUUAAAAGGGAAAAUAGAUGAUAGCACAGCCAUGCCAACGUGCCUAGUCUCGUCCAUUACAAAGUUUAGAGGCGAAGGGAUGGGGUCUGUGUGUGGUAGGUUAUAUUUUGGGACAUCUGAAAAGAUUCCACCAUCAGAACUUGUUGAUACAACCGGUGCUGGGGAUGCAUUUGUUGGAGCUCUUUUAUAUGCGAUCUGUGCCAACUUAUCACCAGAGAAAAUGUUGCCAUUUGCUUCUUAUGUGGCAGCUGCCAAGUGUAGAGCCCUUGGAGCUCGAAGUGGUCUUCCCUAUCGCACUAAUCCUUUACUAAGUAGAGCCCUAAACUGGUCGUCAAAAUCCUCAGCGUAGUAUGCAAGAAACAAGGUUUCAGCAUACAAAUUGUGCUUUUGUAAUCCACUUUAGUAUUAAUCAUUUAGCCCAAAUGUUUGUAUUUAUGUAGUUCAGACAUUUUUUUUAUAGAAAAUAGUUAAAGAACAAUAAAGCUUAUUUAGUAAAAAAAAAAAGAAAAAUUUAAGUCA
Cajanus cajan (pigeon pea) is the source of this 1461-nucleotide messenger RNA. RefSeq lists its product as uncharacterized. The record is from RefSeq and is a predicted model, not a curated record. Lineage: Eukaryota; Viridiplantae; Streptophyta; Magnoliopsida; Fabales; Fabaceae. Gene Ontology annotation, molecular function: kinase activity.